This is a messenger RNA of Puccinia triticina, 1254 nucleotides long. RefSeq lists its product as uncharacterized. NCBI's taxonomy places the organism in Eukaryota, Fungi, Basidiomycota, Pucciniomycetes, Pucciniales, Pucciniaceae. The transcript has 12 exons. Bases 1 to 1254 code for a protein of 417 amino acids. The record is from RefSeq and is a predicted model, not a curated record.
AUGCAAGAACAUCACUUCGUUACUCCGAAAAAGCUCACCAAAUCAUUAAUACGACUUUCUUCUGCACUCCGAUGUGGGGUAACUUCUCAGGAGUACGCCAGUCAUGUGGGCGCGACAGAUUUCUCAGCUGGGAUUGGCGAGCAUCCACAUAGUGGUCAGCUGUGUGAAGCCGUGAAAGGUCGAGAUUGGUAUGCACUCGUCGCAGCUCAGAAUUGGAACUCAUUUGUCAACAGUCUGUAUGAUUCUGCCGGUUACGCGUUAGUGGUUUUCAGCUUCCUCAAUCUGCGCGUCUUUGGAACAAUGUCAGGUAUCAUAUCCGAGAUGUUGAUUGACUUCGAAAAAGAUCCGACUAGGGUGUAUGAGACUGCGGCGUCUUAUGUGGGGCUUGUCACCACUUGGGUGACCAGCUUCCCGGGAUGUAUAUUUAAUUCCUGGGCUCCGAUUACCAGCACAAUGUUUGCCUCCUGGGGAGAAAUUGCAUGGGUUUCAUUCGCAGGGGGGUUGUAUGUCUCUACUGCGUUCGCUUUUAUAAACUCGGUCAUAUUUGUUGGAACUGGUGAGGAUCGUUUCACAAGGGGAGCAAACAUAGCAACAAUGAUGGCUCAAGCUCAACAAGCGGUCCAUUCAACUAUCUCCAACAUCACCCAAAAUGUCAUAAAUUCACCAAUCAGUAAUCUUGAGGGUCUUGCCGGGAUAAAUCGCGAUGGAAGUUUUCUCAACGAGGUACCGUCUAAUUUCCAGAACAAAUUACAAAGAGAGUUGGAGCUUGCUUUGAAAUUGAAAUCAUUGGCAAAGUUCUGGAGAGUCCAGAAUGCCUUCAUUGUCCGCGGUAGUGAUCCUUGUAUCUACUCAGGAGUCAAUGGGGCCUUUGAUGAUGCUCACAAGCUAUCAUACUGCGGGGAAGAUGGCAUAAUGAUGAACAUUGUCAGGGCAGAAAAAAAUGGAAAUGGAUAUGAUCUAACCAUCUAUCAUGCUUCUUUGGUUGAAUCAAAGUAUGGAUAUUCUUCAAAGUUCUUGACAACUUUGGCCUGGGAAUGCCAGUCAAAAUAUGGUGUAUUUGAGUAUGAUUGGAGUUCUUACCACAACAGCAGUGCCACCAACCAAUCAGAGCUGAGGAAUCUUUCCCAAGCAGGAGACUGCUAUUUCAAUCUUCCUGUAUGUGACUUAACCCGCCCCAACCUCAAAAUUCUAAGAUCUACCACCGACAAAACUUUGACUCAGAUCUGCCGGGAGGCGGGAGGAUUGCCAAUAUGA